This is a messenger RNA of Rotaria sp. Silwood1, 156 nucleotides long. The record is from the annotation of a GenBank genome assembly. Lineage: Eukaryota; Metazoa; Rotifera; Eurotatoria; Philodinida; Philodinidae.
AUGAAUGAUGAAGUACAUAUGUUUACAUUUUUACAUACUAUCAAAUGUCAAUAUGGUGGUCAAUGUGAUGAUAAAGAUCGAAAACAUUUGAGUGAAUAUGAUCAUCCAAAUUAUUGUAUAGAUGAAGGCAAUUGUCAAAAUGUUCAUCAACAACAU